Archocentrus centrarchus (flier cichlid) is the source of this 3724-nucleotide messenger RNA. RefSeq names its product sphingosine-1-phosphate receptor 2 (gene s1pr2). Gene Ontology annotation, molecular function: sphingosine-1-phosphate receptor activity. Lineage: Eukaryota; Metazoa; Chordata; Actinopteri; Cichliformes; Cichlidae. The transcript has 2 exons. Gene Ontology annotation, cellular component: membrane. Bases 739 to 1860 code for a protein of 373 amino acids. The record is from RefSeq and is a predicted model, not a curated record. Gene Ontology annotation, biological process: G protein-coupled receptor signaling pathway.
GAACAUCUGGACUUGAUUUGUGUGCUCCAGAGUGGAGAAAAGGUCCAGAAGUCGGCUUAAAUGGUAUUUUCCAUAUUAAUUGCUGUCCACAGAACUGCCUCGUUGUAGGUUUAUAUUUCGACAGCGAGGAUCGCGGAUCUUUAUGGGAACGUGACGUUUCCAUACACCCCACGCCGUGUCUCGCGCGUGUGGGUGUGCGUCUGUAUGUGUGUGUCUGUAAGCGUACUGGGUGCGUGCCUCAGUGACGCUCUGUUGUUCCCACAGAGCAGACAGACGGCUGGAUUAGCGCGACAAAAUAGAAACUGCGAGUUCUUCAUUUUUAAUUUUUUUUUAACAUAAAAAAGUCUGGCUUGGCUUUCAUAACUUCUCCUUUCCUCGGGAAUCAUCGCGCCUUUUGCACGGUUUCGUGGCGGCACACAGACCGGUAUGGAUUUGCCACUGUCUGGAGAAGGCACGCCGUGUAGUCCGCUACCAAAGUUUUGAUUGUCACCGUUGAUCUGAGAUCCUGGAGUAACAGGGGAAGGCGCUGAACUUUGACGCACAUGUGAGGACACUUGGAGACAAAUAUUUAUCUGCCGGAGCGUCUUUUCUCUGCUGUCUACCAUCUCUCAUGGGGUGACCCACACAGAGCCUCUGAGACGUGACUGUAGGACAGACAGUCUCUUUCCCAACCUGCUUCCUGUCCUUUCCUUAAAGGCAAAAACUAUUGGCAUAGAUACUCUGCACAACACUGUGUGAAUGAAUCUUUGCCGCAAAGCCGUUGUGCACUGCCACCCUGUCGCCAUGGGCAGCAAAUAUUCCCAAUACUACAAUAAGAGUCUGAUCCGCUUAUACUACAGCUAUGCUAAAAACAUGACAUCUGAUGACAUAGACAAAUACAUAAAGGAGAAACUCGAUAAAUAUCCCGACCCUCUCGAAAUAUUCAUCGUGGUCCUCUGCACCAUCAUCAUCCUUGAGAAUCUGAUGGUCCUGACUGCCGUCUGGCGCAACAAGAAGUUCCAUUCGGCUAUGUUUUUCUUCAUCGGUAACCUGGCAUUCUCUGACCUGCUUGCAGGCUCAGCCUAUAUAGCCAACAUUUUUCUAUCGGGGGCAAAUACAUUUGAAUUGUACCCAGUACAGUGGUUCAUCAGGGAAGGAACAGUGUUCAUUGCUCUGUCAGCUUCAGUCUUCAGCCUGUUAGCUAUAGCUAUAGAGCGGUAUGUUGCAAUCACCAAGGUUAAGGUGUACGGCUCCAACAAAACAUGUCGAAUGUUUCUGCUGAUAGGAGCUUGUUGGGUUACCUCCAUCCUUAUCGGAGGACUUCCCAUCAUCGGCUGGAACUGCAUCAACAACCCCCCUGAGUGUUCAGCGGUAUUGCCACUUUACUCUAAGAAAUACAUUGUGUUUGUUGUCACCAUUUUCAGCGUCCUACUACUCUCUAUUGUCAUCCUCUAUGUGAGGAUCUAUUUGAUUGUACGCUCCAGCCACCAGGAAGCAACCAACUCACAAGCCUAUUCCCUUUUGAAAACGGUCACAAUAGUGCUGGGAGUCUUCAUUGUGUGCUGGCUGCCUGCUUUCACGAUUCUCCUCCUGGAUUCAUCCUGCAGCAUAUAUUCCUGCCCUAUCCUCUCCAAAGCAAGCACCUUCUUUUGUAUUGCCACUCUGAACUCUGCGCUUAAUCCAGUGAUCUACACACUGCGCAGCAAGGACAUGAGAAGGGAGUUCAUGCGCUUGUUGUGCUGCUGGGGGGUGCUGCAAAGUGGGCGGCCGUCUGAACGUUGUCUGGUCCCUCUAAAGAGCUCCAGCUCUCUGGAACACUGCACCAACAAACUUGAACACCAGAAAACACCCAUUAUGAGAGAAUGUACCACCUGUGUUUGAUAGGGUGCAAGUAUAUCGUGUAUGUGACUGCGAGAGAGAGAAGGAUGAGGUAGCUGUUAAGAGAGAAGCAAGCACAUCCCACAUCUAAGACAUGUGGUAAGGCUGGGACAAAGCUGUCUCUGAGACACAGAAGCAAACUUGUAUUUCCAGUUACAGUCAAAAUUGUGUGAAUUCACACAAAAUCACCCAUGCAGCUGGUGUAAAAACAUAAGAGGGAACCAAUGUAGUAGGUGAGAAAUGUGAAAAAAGAAAAAAAAAAAGCUUUCUUGUGGGUACUUUUAUUGAUUGUGGAGCAAACCAUUUUCGUGUAUAUGCCUGUUGUCUUGUUCAUUUUUCUAAACAUGUAAAACCCUUUUAAAAGCCAAAAUUAAUAUGCAUAAUGUCAUAUUUAUGCCAAGUUUGGGCCUUUCAACGACUGUGUCAAUGCAAAACUAGUAAUCUACAAAGUUGCACUUUGUAGAUUACUACAGAUAUUUUUGUUCUUUGUAAGGUUUAACCACAUUACUCUCCUUCACCGAUAUACAGAACCAGUCAAAAGUUUGGACACAGUGUGUCCAAACUUUUGACUGGUUCUGUACAUAUACAUUAAGCUCAAAGAUGCAUCACUCGUUCUUUACAGAGCCACAGGUAGUGGUCAACUGAGACCAAAUUACUAAGUAGUUCUUUGACAAAAUGAGGCUAUAUAUUCCCUAUAUAAUCUUAAACCAAUUCAUAAACUACAACAAACUUAUGUAACCUGCUCACAUUUAAUGCAUGAAAUUCUAACUGUAAGUGAUAAUGUGUAUGAUAUACUCCAGCUUCAGAUUCCAUCACUAACACCUCUUCCCUCAUUUGACCUCAUAAUCAGUCCCUCUUGCUUUUACUGUUGUCUUUUGUAUCUAAACCGUUUCCGUCGAGGAAGGCCUAAUCAGAACGCACAUUUCCUUAAGAGAGUUGGCACAGAUGUUGAAUUUGACUCAUUAACAGCUGUCCAAGCAGCUUUAACUAAAGGGACAGAUGUCAUUGCAGUGUUGGAGAAACAUAGCAACAAUGUGGUGUCUCUGUUUGUGCCUUCCUCCCGGGGGGAAAAAGGCUGAAUGCACGUAUGAAGUGUUGGGCCGUGUGCCCCUUGUUGACAGUAUUAUUGAUCAUUUAGAAUUUCAAAGUCACUGACGAACAGAGAGUGGGAUGAACAGGGUAGGCCACUCUUACUGUGAAGUCUUAAACAGCACCAUGAACAAGAAUUGGUUUCAUUUUCAAGCAAUAUACCUUGUGCGACUAAAGAUCCAAACACAUCUUAUCUUGCCGAAGACCCAUCGCCUCUUCUACAAAAUAGGAGAAGAUCCGGUUUCAGAUGCACGGGCGGUAUCUGCCCUCCUGGGAGGUCAGCUUCAUCCUCGUUCUAACAUCCUGACAUCCUACAACAUGCAACUUCCCUCAGUCAUAGGAAGUCCCGUUUUUCAUUGUCCGGUUCCUGUUGUUCAGACUUACACUAGCCUUCUUCCCGUAGACACACAAUUAAAACUCUUCUCUCUGUCAGUGUUUUUUAUUGAUUUUUAAAUUUAGACAGACAUGUAGAAAAGCACUUUGGCAGCUUCAGUGAUGUUUCCUUUCCCCCAUUUUUUUUUAAAGAUGGAGAGAUGUUUUAAUUUGUAUACCCAUGACUUUUUUGUUAAUAUAAAAAAUAACUAUGUAUGUUAAUAUGUAUGUAUCUUUGUACAGUGUGUAUGAUUUUUGUGUUGUGAAAUGUCUCGUGUGCAAUAGUCUUGUGUGUCCAGUAGCACGCUGCCUGUUUUAAAUUGGUACAAUCUGAAACACUAAUGUAGGUACAUAAACAUUUUGUUAAUUGCAUUCCAGUUUUAUAAAAUAAAUGCUGAAAAGAAGA